ACCAAUUUCGGGGUAUAAAAACUAGAAUGCUGAAGUUGAGUUUAUACAGUUGAAUUGUUCUUUACGUGUUGUGGUGAACAACUAGUGCACAAUGGCUACAAUUUCAUCCAUAUGCGUGGGACUCUUACUCGUCAUCCAGACUGUGGUAAAUGGACAACCAGUGGAGUUAGCACUAUCGAGUGAUACAGCAGGGGAAGCAGCAGCUGCAGCAGCUACAACAGCUGGAGAUGUCGCCUCAGCAGUCGGAAGUUCAUUGACAGGAAAUGAAGGUCUAGGAUCAGUUUCAGCAAGCAUUGGAGGAAUGACUGCUGAUGUGGGAGGAAUGGCAGCUAAUGCUGGAGCAAUUGGAACAGGAACUGCUAAUGGUCUCAUUGGAGCAGGUACUGGAUUGGUGGGAGCUGGUGCUGCAGGAUUGAAUGCUGGACUUGGUGCUGGAAUUGGACUUGGUGCUGUAGGAUUGGGUACAGGACUUGCAGGAUUGGGAACAGCUAUUGGAACAGGUACUUCACUAGGUGAAUUGGGUGCUGGAGCACUUGGAGCAGCAGCAGCAAAUGGUUUGGGAUUGCUGGGAAGCAUUGGAGGCAGACCCAUCAUUGUCGUGAGAGAAGACCAACUUGGGACCAGAUUUGGAAGCAAGCACAGCCGCCGCACAACCCCCGGAACAGUGCGUGCAAUUCUAGCACAGAAUGCCAAUGACAUUGUCAAGGCAAUUGAUGAGUCAACCGGCAACAUAAAUGCUGAAGCUGUCCGUGCCCUUGUGGGUUAUGGCCAGGCAAUGGAUGCUAUGAUGGGAGUAGAAUCAGGUCUAGGUGGAGGAGUGGCCACAGCUGCUGGCCAAUUGAUGACCAAUGGCAGAGAUGGUUCCAUCAUUGUCCUGCAGGAUGGAGUUGACCGAAUCAUUGGACUCCCAGCCUCAGUAUCUGUGGCGGCUGGCACACCAGACGCCAUUGUUGUUGGAUAAUCACUUUACUCAGUCUUGAGAAUAUUUUCAUCCAUAAAAAAUUGUUAGUUUAGAAAUAAAUUGAGUUCAGUUGAA
Messenger RNA from Nilaparvata lugens (brown planthopper), 1036 nucleotides. RefSeq names its product isoniazid-induced protein IniB. The record is from RefSeq and is a predicted model, not a curated record. The transcript has 2 exons. Bases 92 to 961 code for a protein of 289 amino acids. Lineage: Eukaryota; Metazoa; Arthropoda; Insecta; Hemiptera; Delphacidae.